This is a messenger RNA of Oncorhynchus gorbuscha (pink salmon), 285 nucleotides long. Its product is annotated as heat shock protein beta-2-like. The annotation marks the transcript as partial. Lineage: Eukaryota; Metazoa; Chordata; Actinopteri; Salmoniformes; Salmonidae. The record is from RefSeq and is a predicted model, not a curated record. The transcript has 2 exons.
AUGGCGGAGCGGACAGUGCCUCAUGCAUUUCCCAUGAGUACUCAGUGUGAACUGAACUCUCCCAGAAGGAUCUCUGAUCAGAACUUUGCCCCAGCUCUUACCCCCCAGGACCUCCUCACCCCCACCCUGUACCAUGGUUAUUAUGUCCGUCCAAGAAUCACCAAGCAGCUAGGGCGGGGCUUCUCUGAUAUAGAGGCGGAGCCAGGGAAGUGGACCGUUCGAUUGGACGUGUGUCAGUUCACUCCUGAUGAAGUCACCGUUCGCACUGUCGACAACCUAUUGGAG